AGGUACAAUGAAUAGCGAACCGAAACCAGGACUUGCGAUGUCUUCCCAUUUUAUGGGAACGGAUAAUCAGGACCAGUACAAAGGAACCUACGCCAUGAAUAGGCUGAGCAUUGCCAAUCUUUUAAACUCACCAUCGUCAACAUUACCAACUGGAAAUGAUUUUCAAAACUUUGGAUUGGAACGACAAAUCAACGAGGGUGUACUGCCACAAUUAUUGCAAAACCCGUGGGCUAUCAAUUUCUGGCUCCAAUUUCAAAACGCACAACUUCAACCUCAUUUGCAAUACGCGGCUUUGGCUUGCAGUCUUGUCACGGAAAAUCCUCUGGAUUUGAGUAAUAAGACAAUGAAUAUGCUCCAGAAAAUUGGAGUUUUCAACAGCGUGACGAAAAGUGAAGAUGAUGAAUCGGUUGCACCAGAAAAACCAGUAGAUGAAUCGUUAAACAAAUCGAAUAUUUUGAGGAGAAACUACACUGUGGAGGAUUUGACCCAAGCAGUGGAGGACAUUCGACAAGGAAAACUUGGAACAAGAAGGGCAUCUGUGGUAUACGGUAUUCCUCGAUCAACUCUACGAAACAAAAUUUAUAAGCUCGAAGCGGAAGGGGCAAUCCCAUCAAAAGUUCGCCGUGGAAAAAUAGCGGCGCGACGAGCCGAAGCGGAGCAAAAAAGAUGUGUUGAGGCGACGGCGGCGGCUGCUUUAUUGGACGCGUUCGGCAAUCAAUCUGACUCAUCCUCAUCUUCACCUCAUGCCUCAAUGUGCCCAAGCUCACCUGACAGCACAAAUAGCAGUUUAGAAGGGACCGGUGAGACGCCGGAGAUGUCUGACAAGAAGUCGUGUUCCCCCUUGGACCCCAAGUGGCUUGAGUCUAUCUGGCAGAACUUGUUCAAAACUCAAGGAAAUGUGGUCCCAGUGGAUAGUGCAAACAUUUCUAACGUUGAUACCCAUACUCCUACGCCGAUUUCGGAGAAGUCUCAGAAAAUGCAUGGAAAUGAGGAGUGGAAGAGGAGCAGGCCGAAGAGAGGACAAUAUAGAAAAUAUGACAAAAAUGCUCUGGACGAAGCUGUGAGAAGUGUCCGUCGAGGGGAAAUGACUGUUCAUCGAGCGGGUAGCUUUUUUGGUGUUCCUCACUCCACUCUUGAGUAUAAGGUUAAAGAAAGAAAUUUGAUGCGAAAAAAGAAGGACUGCCUCUACAGCCAUGACUCUUCAACCAGUGAAGAUGGUAGCCAACUUGUUACGUCUACAAUUUCUGAGAAAUCCGAUUCGUCUUCCCACACUUCCACUCCGAUUCCAUUUCCCAUUUCACUUGUUUAGAUCGAAUCGCUAGUCUUGAAAUUUCUAAAAAGUUAAUUUUCAAUAUAAGACACAAUUUUCAUACACUUGCAUUUCAUUUUUUCUCACUCAUCAUUUUCCCGAAAGUAAAAAUAUUCAAUGAAUAGUCAAUCACAAUUAUUUAUUGUCGUAUACUUGUUGUUCUCACUUUCUGAAAAUUUCAAAUCUUUGGAUUUCAAUAAAUUUUAAAUUUUCGAAAUC
Caenorhabditis elegans is the source of this 1528-nucleotide messenger RNA. It is a transcript of the gene mbr-1, whose product is annotated as Mblk-1-related factor 1. The transcript has 9 exons. NCBI's taxonomy places the organism in Eukaryota, Metazoa, Nematoda, Chromadorea, Rhabditida, Rhabditidae. The coding region runs from base 8 to 1309 and encodes 433 amino acids. Gene Ontology annotation, cellular component: nucleus. Gene Ontology annotation, molecular function: DNA binding. The record is from RefSeq and is marked reviewed.